Messenger RNA from Saccharomyces cerevisiae S288C, 1440 nucleotides. RefSeq names its product protein-lysine N-methyltransferase (gene RKM2). NCBI's taxonomy places the organism in Eukaryota, Fungi, Ascomycota, Saccharomycetes, Saccharomycetales, Saccharomycetaceae. The coding region runs from base 1 to 1440 and encodes 479 amino acids. The transcript has a single exon. The record is from RefSeq and is marked reviewed. Gene Ontology annotation, molecular function: protein-lysine N-methyltransferase activity.
AUGGAAGGAAAGGUUGAUGUCUUGCUAACAUGGCUGAAAAAAUCAGAUAAGUUUUAUAUAGCACCAAACAUCAGCAUCUGUGAAUCGCCAGAAACUGGCAGAGGGAUCGUCCUCAGUCACGGUUCGAUAAGAAAAAACGAUAUCAUUGUAUCAGUACCGAGCUCGAAGCAACUAAAUUUUCACACUAUCCUCUAUCAUAUUUCAAAGUUUAAUAAAGAGCUGAAUAUUCCUGGUAUCACAAUCGAUAGAAAGCCAAUCAAUUAUGAGGACAAUAUUAUUGAAGCGGAAAAUAAAGCCUGGGCCGAUCCUAGAUAUGGAUUAUAUUCCGAAUUAUCGAAAGAGUUUUUGUUAAGUUUAUCAUCAUUUCAAUUGGUAUCAUUUUAUAUAUUGGUUGAAAAUUUUCUAUUGCCAAAAUGGACUCACAAUGAAAUCUACUCAGAUUGGAAACCAUUCUUUGAUGUAUGGCCCUCAAUGGAGGAGCUGCGAUCAAUCCCAGCCAUUUGGAACUGUGAUCCCAAUUCACGUUACCAUUCACUGAUUGAAUAUCUCCCUGCUGCCUCACGAAAGCAUAUGGCAAGAAUUAGUGGCCUUGUCAGAGAAGAUUGGGAAACCAUUUCAGAGGUGGUUUUGAAAUGGAAUGAAAUUUACGGCUCCUUAAGCUGUACGAAAAAUUCUGAUAAAUUUACUAGUGAUGAGUUAUUCUCCCUUUUUGUACAUGUUUAUUUUAUUAUAAACUCAAGAUGUCUUUAUGCGAAGAUUCCGUUGAAAAUAGAGGACUCCCCAAGCAAUUUCACUUUAGUGCCGUAUGUCGAUUUCAUGAACCACAUUUGUGAGUCGGAUUUGCACUGCUAUCCUCAGUUAAGUCCUCAGUUGAGGUCAGAAGGAGAAAACAUCAUUGGAAUUGGACAAUUUACCAUUAGAUGCGGCGAUCACCUCUAUGACAACAUUAACGAGGAGCUCUUUUUGAAUUAUGGUGCACACUCAAAUGAUUUUUUACUGAACGAGUAUGGAUUUGUGGUAGACGGAAACAAAUGGAACUACUUAGACAUAUCUGACGAAAUUAUUGAACUAAUAGACGACGACAAAAAGGAGGUAAAAACGUUUCUAUUGGAACAUGAUUAUUGGGGAGAUUACACUAUCAAUGAGACUGAUAUCAGUUAUAGGAUAUUCGUAGCAUUGAACUAUUAUGUGACGAGGGAUGAAAGGAGGGUUCGAAAAUUCAUUGAAGGUUACAUAUCAGAAGAUUACUUCAAGCCAAAAAUCUCUUCAGUUUUAAAAGAAUUAUUGGUCUCCUUAACUGCAAAAUAUACAAAGACGCUUAGCGAGUUGACAGAAAAAGUAUCUAAUCUUGAGAAUAACCUCUGCUUACAAAACUUAAUUACCAUAUACAAAGGGUAUAUAAAAAUACUUACACAACACUUACAAGACCUGCAAUCAUAG